Molecule: messenger RNA, 456 nt
Organism: Laccaria bicolor S238N-H82
Lineage: Eukaryota; Fungi; Basidiomycota; Agaricomycetes; Agaricales; Hydnangiaceae
Exons: 2
Coding region: 1-456 (151 amino acids)
Molecular function (GO): gamma-glutamylcyclotransferase activity
Source: RefSeq, a predicted model, not a curated record
AUGGCCGUCUGCUACGUUGGAUAUGGUAGUAAUCUCUGGCUAGAUCAGAUGAAGAGACGUUGCCCAGAGAGCAAAUUCAUUGGCAUCGGUGUGCUCAAGGACUGGCGCUGGAUCAUUACCGCAAGCGGUUACGCAAACAUCAUACCAUCCCCAGGCGAUAUCGUUUAUGCGAUCGUGUACGAACUCAGUGAAAGCGAUGAAGAAAGCCUUGACCGGUAUGAAGGUGUUCCACAGAGCUACGUCAAAGAGCACUUCAGCAUUUUGUUUACUCCAACAGAUGGGGUGGGCGAUGAGGUGAAAGAGGUGCUUGUUUACGUUGAUUACAAGAGAAUAACGGAAGGCGAGCCAAAGGAGGAAUAUAUCCAUAGGAUGAAUAUGGGCAUCGGUGAUGCACUGGAAGUCGGUAUUCCCAAUGAUUAUAUCCACAAAUACCUGCGUCCUUUUAUACCAAAGUAG